ACUUAGUGGGAGAGUGACAAGGAACUGUGAGGUACCUGUUUGGUAGCGCAACAAGUCAGAAAAUUUGCACGGGCAUUUUUUUCCACCUCCUUUCUGGAACUUGCUUCAUCCAGCUGACUGCUUCAAAGCCUUAGGCAACUCUCAGACUCACAGAAGAAACCAGUCCUAUUGAAAAUACAUACAUGAACUGGGAGACCAAAAUGACAAAACUGAAGAUUUUCGCUGUGUCUGGCUGGUGUCAGAAACCACUCUGUUCCAUCCUCUUAUCACUGGCAUCAGAUUCAGGACUGAAUACCCAUCUCUCUUUGCACGGUCUGAGACUAGAGCAGACCUCCAAACGAUGAGCUCCCUGACCAGCACCUCACACCUCCAGCUGGCUGCCUUUGCCUUGGGUACAAUAGGCUGGAUCCUGUGCACCAUUUCCAUGGGACUUGUGGAGUGGAGAGUGUGGCAUGUGGACAACACCACCAUAAUCUCCUCUGGCAUUGCGUGGGUGGGGAUUUGGAAAGUCUGCUUCAUCAGUUAUCUUCAUGUCUCAUCUGGCUAUAAAGAACAGUUCUGUCAUAAAUUCAGUGGCUACGACUCCUUCAUCCCCCAUGAAAUUUAUGUUGCCCAGGGUCUCCUGCUGAUCGCCAUGGUCAUGGGUUUGCUGGGACUGACAGCCACAGUAUUUGCUCUGAGAAAUAUUUAUAUGGGAAUCAGCCGCAAAACUCUCAUCACUCAUUUCUUCCUGCUGGGUGGCUUCUUCUACAUAUUUGCCGGUCUGUGUGUCCUGGUUCCAGUGAGCUGGAACUUCUAUUCUGUAGCACAAAACCAGAGCAUCGCUUUUCCGCCCUCUUACUACAUGCCCUCCAGCCCCACGGCACAGGAAGUCGGUGCUGCCAUUCCCAUUGGGAUCAUAGCUGUCAUCUUGCUGCUGCUGAGUGGGACUUUUUCUCUCUCCUACAGAUUUCCUAUAACCACAAACACAGACAUGAAAUCCUGAUGGGAUAAAUCCCCCCAUGCUGUUUCAGAACAAGAGCGCAGUCAAAAGAUAACUGUCAGCACAAGUGAUUUUAUAGUCAAGAAACUGCAGAAUUUAAUUGUAUCCUACAGUAGCCACCAUAAUUUGUUAUAUAAACCAGCUGAACUACCAUUUUGAUUGUCACAUAUGACAAGAGGUUCGUUUUUGAGAUAACUGCUGUAAAGCAGCAACUGUGAUUAUUAAGUUUUAUCAGUCUCCCUCUUUUGUAUAUACAAACUUUGUUGAUUAACUUAUUUGUGUGUGAGUGUGUGUCUCAGGUAUUUACUAUAUUUAAAGAGCUGAAUCUGAAUUAACUGUCCUGUUAGAAACACAUGGAAUGACACGUGUUUUACUGUGAACUUGCUUCCCUGUUGGUACUGAAGUAUUUUGUCCAUUAUUAAAUGACAUUUUUAGUGAAGUGUAUUUUGUGACAAGUUGAGACUUUUAAUACAUAUGAUAUGACUGUAUCAAAUGGUUGUUUCAAAUGAGUCUUUGCUGAACUGUCUUACAAAGCUCUUGCCAGUCUCUCUUCUUGCUCUAGGGCAUGUAAAGAGCCGUGUCUUUAAUGCUUCUGUUUUUCUUCCAAGCUAUUUGCAUUUUAUGUUGCAACAUGUUUGCCUGUGGGCAAGGUGUGCUCUUAGUUCCUCACCUGGGCAGAGCCAAAAAGUCUGCAAACAUAUGCUUCUUCAUCAGACACUUCACUGAAUCCAAAGGUGUUGCAAAAGAUGGAAACUUCUUCUAGAAGUUAUUACAAAACUGCUGCCAAAAUCAGUGCUCUUAGUAGUUGGGAAUACUCAGUACAACUUCCCGAGUAUGAUUCAUCUAACCUGAUGCAGACAUCUGUACCUAAAUCGGUCACUUUAGUCUUUGUUUAUAGUCAGUGCAGAGAAAAAGACAGUCUAGACAGAAAAAGACAUCUAUCCAAAAUAGAUGCCUAGAGUAGCUGGAAGAUGACAUGCUCCCUAAAAAAUCUGUUUCUCUUAAUUCAUUGUAAUGACUGUAAUAACUACAGUUGCUAACUCAUGUGCACACAACCAAACUUCACAUAGGAGGGAGGGAGAGAGGCCCCAAGCAUAUCAAUAAAGGAAACAAACAAACAAAAAUAAAGAGGUUGGGAGGGAUGAGCAGACAGUGCUGACAAUCUGAUGAUUACUGAAAACAGGUUCCAGAAAAAGUGAUUGCAAUUUCAAAGAAAUGCAACAAGAAUCUAAGCAAUUUAUUUUUACUGUUUUAAUUAUUCAUUUUCUCAUAGAUUCGGAGGAAAAAAAGAAAAGAAAAUGUAAAGCAAACAAACAAAAAAGUAACUUCCUUGUACAUAAGAGUAAAAUGUAAAAUGCCAGCAAGACAAUUCAUAUUGCUUGUGGUUGUUACUUAUGGUGAGUACUUUUGCUGUCUUUAAAUUUUGGAGAGAGAAAAUGCCAAGCACCUCAACCUUUUGCAGUUCUCUCCUCUUCUUACUUGUAGGAAGAAAGGUAACUGUCCAAGUUCUUAAACCAUUACAGCAGCUCCUCUGUCUACUGCUUGCUUUCUCCCUGGAUCCUGGUUAAUAUUGCUUGUUUUUGCCCCAAGACUGCUCUUGUUCAUUUCUGCCUUAAGUUUCACCCCAAAUGAACCCAUUAGAAACACAUAGAUAUGAGCAAGUUAGUCCUUUAUUACUACCUCAUCUUGUUAGAGCAUUCCAUUUUUAUUCUCUACAUCUUCCACACAGUCUUGUCUUUGCUCUACUGACUUCCUACACAGAAUCCCUACAGCACAUUCAUUCCCUCUCUGGUCUGCCCAUCUUUUCUGAAAUGGUAUCCUAUCUCACCAUUAGUGAUUGAUGAGAUGCAGUUGUUUAUCUUUGGGUUGGUUGCAGUGCUGUGAAGCACUUUCAAAUGGUGCUUCAGUGAAGGUGCAUGAUUUGAUAUUUUGUUUAUUCAAUAUUGUUUCUAGUUCGAUGUCUGUUAAACAUCCUACACUACAUUGACAUUUUUCUUUUUAAAUGUGCAGGUCAAUAGAACUGUUUUCUCUUCCCACAGUGCUUACAAUGAUACUAGAUUUUAUCUUGUUGUUGUAAAGAAAAAAAAAAAAGAUGUAUCCAUGCCAGCAUUUCCCCACACUAAUAAAAGACCAAUAUUUCCUGGCAAGGAAC
This is a messenger RNA of Anas platyrhynchos (mallard), 3134 nucleotides long. RefSeq names its product claudin 34 (gene CLDN34). Gene Ontology annotation, cellular component: membrane; bicellular tight junction. Gene Ontology annotation, molecular function: structural molecule activity. The record is from RefSeq and is a predicted model, not a curated record. NCBI's taxonomy places the organism in Eukaryota, Metazoa, Chordata, Aves, Anseriformes, Anatidae.